Messenger RNA from Aethina tumida (small hive beetle), 2068 nucleotides. RefSeq names its product protein SERAC1. The record is from RefSeq and is a predicted model, not a curated record. Bases 174 to 1553 code for a protein of 459 amino acids. Lineage: Eukaryota; Metazoa; Arthropoda; Insecta; Coleoptera; Nitidulidae. The transcript has 7 exons.
CCAGUCAAGUGCGCGCCUCCACACGAACGCGAUUCGAACGGUCAACCUGUUGGCUCAGAGUAUCGCGGAGCAGGGCUCGACAACAAUGUAGAUUUGAUUCGAUGUGAUUUUAGGUUCUGAAACUAUUUUAAUUACCUAAUUACGACCGAUCAAGUUAGACAAUAGUUGACAAGAUGGCUGUUAUAUGCGAGGCCGAGGACAUAAUGUGCGACCAGUGCAUCUUGUUCGAGGAGUACGACAGAAAAAAAUCAUUUCUGAUUAUUCCGAAAACAAAUCUGUGGGUGGCCAUCGAUGUGGUGACCCGUGCCGUCGUACCGUCCCUCAUAAACGCUUACUAUGCCUGCAUCCGCAAUCAGCAAACGGUGGUGGACAGCUUCAGGUAUCAGCUCCUGCCCGCCGUCGUCGCCUUCCUCGCCAACAGCUUGUCCCGAUCACUGGCCUCUGUCCAAAGGAUCACGGUGCCGCUAACGAUGCGGGCCAUCCGCAACCAAAACAUGACCGAACAGGAGCAGGAGUACGUGGACGUCGGACCGGAGAAAUGCGUCCAAUGCGAAGUGCUGACAACGCCCGAGGGCGAAAUACUGGCCGACGUAAUAUUCAUUCACGGUUUGCACGGCGGCCUGGAUAAGACGUGGAAGCAGGGUACGUGGAGGAAUAGCAAUCACAAGUUGGUUGACCAGUUUCCGGUGCGGAGACAGUGCAGCGAGGACUAUUACGUGCCACCUAAGCCGCGAUCUUUGAAACGAGCCCUUUCCCAAUACUACUCGAAGAUACCGCACAAAAUCGCUCGACGGGACGACGAAAUUUGCGUUACGCAGGACGAGGAUGAUUGGCACAACAUGAUGGACGAGAUCGAAAAUGACGAGAACUAUUCGAAAUGCUGGCCGCAGGACUGGCUGCCGAAGGACUGUCCCGGUGCUAGAGUUAUUGCCCUGAACUAUACUACCGACGUGUUGUGGUGUCCGCUUUGGUUGAGGAAAAGAAAUCGAACGGACAUGGUGGAACGAAGCCAAGAAAUGAUUGAAGAAUUAAUUCGAAUAGGCGUCGGAAAAAAACCAAUUGUGUGGGUGGGGCAUUCCAAAGGUGGGCUCUAUAUAAAACAGAUUUUAGUAAAUGCUUGGACUAAGCGACACAAUAGUCAAUACAUGUAUGACCUCUUCACUCAGUCAAAGGCAAUUAUGUUCUACAGCGUCCCACACAAAGGAUCCUCGUUAGCCGACUUCACGUUGCCACUGCUGAGAAGGAGUAUUGAACUGUUGGAGAUACAAAGGAAUUGUAAUUUUGUUUUAAAUCUACAUAAGCAAUUCCUUGAAGUGUGCGAAAAAUCUGAUAACAAACCAGAAAUCUUCAGUUUCAUAGAGACUUCAUUCACAUUGAUGUCAUUUGUAUUUUUAAAAAUAGUUGCAUAUGACUCUGCAGACCCUAAUAUAGGAGUAAAAUGUGACGUGCCAUUGGAUCACCGAGAAAUAUGUAAACCUGCUGGCAGGGACUGUUUCUUGUAUCUAGAAUUAGUUAAGUUGAUUAAAAAGGCAAUGAAUUUAAAUGAGGAAUAAGGAUGGUAGAAUCCCAAAUUGUAUAUUAGAAAUUUUUGUUAUUUGAACAAUUCUACUAGAAUAUAAGAAAUUCUAAAACGUGUUAAACAUAAAUGAUACAUUUUUAAUAUUAUUUUCUCAGUUUAAUGUAAAUAAAAGUAUUAAGGUAAAAUUUAUUAAUACUAAUAUAUCAAUAGUGACCUAAAUGUGUGAUAUUAAUAUAUAAUUAGACCAAAAAUAUUGUGAUGUAGCAUAAGACUCAGAUAUGUUAAUGGUGAAUAGAUUUGCUGGCCUAGCUCCUCUAGUUACAAUUAGUUUCUAAUGUACAAAUAUUAUAUAGGAAUUUUCUAUGUCACAGUAAAGUAGAUGAAUACUGCAAAAUAUUAUUUUAUGUAAUACUCUAAUAUUGUACAAAUGCUAUUUUUCAGUUAGUAUAUCAGUUUUAGUGCUAGGCCUGUAUUUAGAAAUUUGUUCUUUACAAUGUAUUUUUAUACAAGUUGUAGAAAAGAUAUUUUAAUAUAAAUGAUCUGUAGCAA